AUGAAAAACUAAUCUUAAAUGUGUAAUGAGGAGAAAAUUCAUGCAGGAUGGCUAAUAAAUUAAUAACAUCAAUAUCAUAGUCUUCUUAUUGCUUCAUUUAAAUAGUAAUUAUAAGAGGAUUCAUAAAUUAUAUAAGAAUCUAUUGCAGAAAAUUUGACAAAUGAUCUUUGUUUGAAUAGUGAAUAAUGCAAAUAAGAAUUAAAAAUGUAUAAGAUAAGUAGAGUUAUUGGAAGUAGUUUAGAGAGAUAAGUUAAAUUUGAUAAGCAUAUACUUUUUUAAAUGAAAGAUCAUAAACCUGUAAAAUAAUUUCCAAUUUAUAAAUCAAUACAAGUGGAAAACAAAGUAAAUCAUUAAAAUACUUGGCAUGAUAAAUAAGGAGACAUGGCUAGAUUAUCAAUUGAAUUUGAAAAAGAUCAUACAAGAGUUUUUAUAUAUAUGAAAGAUUAAAAUCAAGCACUUAAAUGGUAGAGAUAUUUGAUAAUUGAAAAACUUCUAUAAUUAAAAUCAAAAUAGUUAGCUAAAUGUUUUGGAUAUUGUUAUCAAGAAUAUGAAGAUAAAUUUACUUUCAUAUGGGCAUUAAAAUUUGCAUAAUAAUUAGAGUAAUAUGCUAUAGAAAUGAAUAAGUUAAAAAAAAAGAAAGCAUAAGUAGAUGCAAAUUAUUUUAUCUAAUAAGAAAGAAUAUUGAUGGGUUCUCUUAUUAAAAUUUGGUAGAAAAAAAGCCAAAAAUUAUUAAAAGAUGAAUAGGAUUAAUAAGAUUAAUAAUAAUAAUUGUCAUUAUAAAAAUAAUAGUAAUUACAAUAAAAUAAAGAUCUAAUAGAAUAGGAGAGAUUAAGAAAAGAGAAAUUGAGAAUUCAAAUGUUAGGAAAUUUAAUUGAAAAUCAUAUUCAACCAAAGAAUUUAGUAAUAUAAAAAUUCUUGAUUGGUUGGUAAUAAAGAUCUCAUUUUAUUUAUCAUACAAAUCCUAAGAAAUUCUCUAUUAAAAUAAUUAGGAUGUAUAUUCAAAAUAAUAUAUAAUUAAUAAGACCAUUAUUAGAAUUAAGAUUCAUAUCUGAAGUAUAUUUCUAAAUUCAUUUUAGAGACCAGAAGAAACUAAGGAUAUAGAAUGUAUUAAAAUAUUAGAUGGAUUACAAUAUAAUAUUAAAUAAAGUCCAUAUUUUACUUGUCGUUUACUUGCAUAAAUGAAUCAAUAAAGGAGAAGAGAUUAUACUGCUUGGGGUUUUAAAGAUGGAUUACUUGGAUUAUAAGGAAGGACUUACAUGUAAAUUGAGAAUUUGGGUUUUAAGGAUUAUAUCGAUUUUUAAGUUAUUGAUACAAUCAGUAAAUUAAAUUAAAUAUUAAAGGAACCAAUACUUCAUCAAAAGUCUUGAGAAUUUAAUUUUAAGAUCUGAUUAAAUAUUUAUAUGAAGGUCGCUCAUUUUGGAUUGCUCUUGAAUAUGAUAAAUCUAAGAUUUUUAUAGAAAUGGAUUUACUUGAACAUUCCAAUAUAGAUCCAAUAUUUCUAGAUAGAUUAAAAUAUAUUUAAUUGAAUGCUGUUUUAAGAAAAGUUAGCAUAAAAAUGAUUGAAUAAAGAACUCCUGUACAAUUAAUUUAAAUACGUUUAGCUACCUAUUAUAGAAACAGUAAAAUUUGGAUUAGAAAUUGAAAGAUAUUCAGAUGACAUAUAAAAUUUAUAUUAGAGAUUAUACAUAGAAAAUAUAUGUCUAUAACCAUAAUGUUAACCAGCAAAUUGGUUUACAUAAUUAAAUUGUUUGGAAAAAGUAGUUAAGCCUGUUACUGAAAUACUAAAAAGAAAUUACUUAGAAUUUACUGAUGUUACAGAUAAUGUUUAAAUCUAUUAUUAAAUAAAAUCUAUUCCUAAUUUAAGAUUACCUUUAUUAAAAGAUGUAGAUGACUUUAUGAAUAAAUUACCUUUAGUUUAAUAAAAUCAACAUAAAUAAUGUAAAGGAGUUUUAACUUCUUUUUUAAUUUAUUGUAAUGUAAGAACCAUUUAGUUGAAUGUCUCCUUUUUGACUAUACUAUUUUAAAUUGCAAAUAAAUUCAUAUGUAUCACACAUCCACAUUUUUUAUAUGAUCUAAGUAAACCUGUCUUUGGUAAUAAAUAUGAUUCAGAAGCAUAGGCAUUCUGGCUUUUUACUGGAUUUGUUGAAUUAAUGAGAAGUGUUCAUUUUCCUUUAGUUAAGGAAGACACUCUCUUUUGUCCAUAAGAAAUUGUAAUGUAAUAUAUGGAAGUUUUGCAUAAAGAAAUUGUUUAACAUUGUAAAAAUUAUGAUAUUGCAGUUGAAAAUGUUUUUUUUGAAAUACUUUCAUCCUUUUAUACUAGUUUAGUAUAAUCUAUGCCCUUAUGUAAUAUUUGGAAUCUAAUUAUUAAUAAGAUAUCUGCAAAUAAAUGUGCAUAUUAAUUAGUAUUAAUUGUUUUCAUAGAAGAGUUAAGUUAUAAAUUAUUAUUCUGCUAGAAUUCUGAAGACUUUAAAAAUGCAAUCUCAUUAUAAGGUAAUCUAUUAAAUUAAAUAAAUAGCCUAACUUAUGGAUAUACAAUAACUAGAGGCUGCCUAUUAAGGUUGUGAAUCGAAUUUGAAUAGAAUCAUAAAUGCUGAAUAAUCAUUUCAUGAAUCUGUAGAACAUUCAAAUAUUCAUUAACCUUUAGUUUAGGAUUGUUGA
Molecule: messenger RNA, 2658 nt
Organism: Paramecium pentaurelia
Lineage: Eukaryota; Ciliophora; Oligohymenophorea; Peniculida; Parameciidae
Source: the annotation of a GenBank genome assembly